AUGUCCCUAUUCAGGUCAUUGGUUAAUCAACCUAUAAGCACUAGUCUAUUUGUUGACACUGUUGAGUCAUCAUUAAACUUUACAAAGAGAUGGGCUACAAAGAAGUCUGCAGGUACAACAAAGAAUGGUAGAGACUCGAAUCCAAAGUAUUUGGGUCUGAAGAAGUUUGGUGGAGAGCUCGUCAAGUCUGGCAACAUCAUUAUUAGACAGCGUGGCACACAGUUCCAUCCAGGCACUGGAGUAGGCCUCGGCAGAGAUCAUACUAUAUACGCGACUACCAAUGGCUAUGUACACUUUCACACAUCUACCUUGAACAAGUACAACCAACCAUCCAAGGAGAGAAAGUUCAUCUCUGUUGUCGACAACGAGCAGAUGAGCAGCAUCAGAGCAAGUCAACUCGCACUCAAUCCAAACAACAAGAGUAUCAUCAACUAUAAGAAACUACCAGAGUCAAUUCUGAACGAGACGACUUCAUCAUCACAAGCGCAACAACAACAACUCUGA
Acytostelium subglobosum LB1 is the source of this 504-nucleotide messenger RNA. RefSeq lists its product as hypothetical. NCBI's taxonomy places the organism in Eukaryota, Evosea, Eumycetozoa, Acytosteliales, Acytosteliaceae. Gene Ontology annotation, molecular function: structural constituent of ribosome. Gene Ontology annotation, cellular component: mitochondrial large ribosomal subunit; ribosome. The transcript has 2 exons. The record is from RefSeq and is a predicted model, not a curated record. Gene Ontology annotation, biological process: translation. Bases 1 to 504 code for a protein of 167 amino acids.